This is a messenger RNA of Anopheles merus, 886 nucleotides long. It is a transcript of the gene mRpL17, whose product is annotated as 39S ribosomal protein L17, mitochondrial. Gene Ontology annotation, cellular component: ribosome; mitochondrial large ribosomal subunit. Gene Ontology annotation, biological process: translation. NCBI's taxonomy places the organism in Eukaryota, Metazoa, Arthropoda, Insecta, Diptera, Culicidae. Gene Ontology annotation, molecular function: structural constituent of ribosome. The transcript has a single exon. The record is from RefSeq and is a predicted model, not a curated record. The coding region runs from base 157 to 741 and encodes 194 amino acids.
GCAGCUGUGCGUUUGACGGCUGAUCUGUCAACGAGGCCCGUGAGCCGGGCGAAAGAAAUGUGGUGUGUUUUGAUUGAGUAACAACAGUACCGAAUGCCGGGAUAUUGGUGCAUUUUCUCUUAUUAAGUAAAGUGCUUUGGCAUCGAUCCAUUCGCGAUGAAUCAGGCGGAAGUAACGAAGCUGAUGUCGCAGCUGCGAAUUGCGGUCCGACCGCGGCACCGCAACCUCAAAAACAUCGACGGACCGGAGGGCCGGCUGGCCAAGCUGCGCAAAACGGUGACGGCACUGGUGAAGCACGAGCGCAUCGAACUCAACUACCAGCGGGCGGACGAGGCGCGCGGCUACGCGGAGCGGCUCAUCUCGGACGCGAUCCGGCACGGCGACUGCCACAAGCCGACGAUGGAGAUGGCCGACUACUGGCUGCUGGAGAAGCAGCUGGUGCACAAACUGUUCAAGGUGCUGGUGCCCCGGUUCGAGGAGUACAAGGUUUCCGCCACGCGUAUGUACAAAGCCCCCAAGGAGUACCCGGGCUGGUACCGGAAGCGGGCGGUGCUGGAGCUCCGGGGCAACCCGUACCCGGCGUUGCUGCCCAACCAAUCCAACAACCGGAACCUGCUGCACAACGUGCUGAUGGACGAGGCGAAGAAGGACUACCGGCGGGAGAAGUAUGCGGAAAUAGCGGCACAGAUCGGCACUGAGGCAGCGGUCCCUGGCAGCGGGGAGCAACCAAAGGCAGUUUAGAGCAACCCACGUGUACAUAGAAUAGAGUAUCAUUCAUUUGUUUAGAGUUAAAGUAGAGCGGCGUACUGAAAAGAAUAAAAACUUCCCCUAACAAGGAAGGGCGCGCGAGCAGCGACGAGUUUUGCUUGCAUUCGCGCAAACCAAA